Molecule: messenger RNA, 6247 nt
Organism: Oncorhynchus kisutch (coho salmon)
Lineage: Eukaryota; Metazoa; Chordata; Actinopteri; Salmoniformes; Salmonidae
Product: anoctamin-1
Exons: 26
Coding region: 385-3345 (986 amino acids)
Biological process (GO): chloride transmembrane transport
Cellular component (GO): plasma membrane
Molecular function (GO): intracellularly calcium-gated chloride channel activity; protein dimerization activity
Source: RefSeq, a predicted model, not a curated record
CUACCCAUGUUGGAGGAGACAUCAGAUCGUGGCGUGGGCGGCACCAGCUGUCUUUUGCUGGUGCUCUCACCACCACUUUUACCAUCCUAGUGAUGGAUUGAAAUAUAUUACAGCUAUUUUGCGCGACGUAUUGUGGGAGGGCACAUAAUGCACAUUAUAUAGUUCGUAACGCGUAUGGAUUAGAUGUCUUGUUUAGAGAGAGCGAGCCUCUGUAGUAGGCUAGCCUUCGCGGGGAAGCAGUGGGACGUUUGUGGGGAAACCCGAGGUUUCCUUGCCACACCAUAGCAUUGAGCCCACGGGCGCAGUGAAGGCAUCGUCUAGAUAGAGGUUUUUCAGAGCGUGGAGGAAAUAUGUUGUGAUCACUGGUUUAAAUAGUCUGUUCAAAUGGAGAGACCUGGUGAAAAUGAUCCGAUGCAAACCAUAAACAAUCAUGAUAAAGUAUCUGGUACAACUUUCCUAGUACACGACCUCUCUGGUAGUCUUCUCCCUGAGUUGGAAGAGCAAGGCACCAUGAGGAGGAAUGACUAUUAUAUCCCUGUAUCCUGCGAGGAGAAGGCCGCUGACUUUGGGAACACUAAGGAUGGUGGCGUUAGCAAAUAUAGCAAGUAUGACUCCAUCCCAUUGAACUCCCUCAAGUCAGAUGAGGCAGCCUCAGGCCCAAAGCAGGGGCCUACAUUCCAGGAUGGCCAGCGGCGGGUGGACUAUGUUCUCACAUAUCAUGUCCAGAAACCCCAGAGUGUUCGCCGCAAGACAUCCCGGUUUGCAGAUUACCGCAUCCUCAGGAGCCUGCGCCGCAGUCUGAGCACGAUGAGAAGUGGGGGCACGCCACCAUCCAAAGAAGACCCUGAGAUUGCUGCCCACAAGCAUCGCCUUGACUACCAUGAGGAUGACAAGCGCUUCCGCCAGACUGAGUUUGAGGAUAACCUUCGAGAGGUGGGACUGGAGCUAGAGAAGGAUGAGGGGAACAAAAUCCCAGGAAUUGGCUUCCUGAAGAUCCAUGCUCCCUGGAAUGUGCUCUGUCGGGAGGCAGAAUUCAUGAAGCUCAAGAUGCCCACCAAAAAGGUGUACGAGGUCAAACAGGGAAGUAAUGUGGUGGAGAGGAUCAAUCUGUUCAUCCACAAAGUGACUGCGCCACUUCAUCCUAAAGUGGAGCCAAAUAGACCCCAAAAUGUGAAGCAUCUUUCCCACCCAUUCUCCCGGGAAAAGCAGCACCUGUUUGAUCUCUCAGACAGAGCAUCUUUCUUCGACAGCAAAACCAGGGCCUCAAUAGUAUAUGAAGUGUUGAAACGUACAAGAUGCACGAAAGCCAAAUACACCAUGGGAAUCACCAGUCUCCUUGGCAACGGUGUUUACACUGCUGCGUACCCUCUUCACGAUGGGGAUGUUGACGGCAUGGGGGCGGAGGCCAAUGACAGAAAGAUCUUGUAUGAAGAAUGGGCAAGCUACAGUGUCUUCUACAAGUACCAACCAAUUGGGUUAAUCAGGAAGUACUUUGGGGAGAAGAUUGGCCUGUACUUUGCCUGGCUGGGGGUUUACACCCAGAUGCUGAUCCCUGCUGCCAUAGUGGGGGUCAUAGUGUUCCUGUACGGUUGUGCCACUGUGGACAAUGACAUUCCCAGCAUGGAGAUUUGUGAUCCGAGAAACAACAUCACCAUGUGCCCACUGUGUGACCGCGCUUGCAGCUACUGGAAGCUGAAGACUGCAUGCGGCACGGCCAGGGCCAGCCAUCUUUUUGACAACCCGGCAACCGUCUUCUUCUCCAUCUUCAUGGCCCUCUGGGCUACCAUGUUCAUGGAGCACUGGAAGAGAAGGCAAAUGAGACUCAAUUACAUCUGGGAUUUGACUGGCUUUGAAGAGGAAGAGGCACACAAGGACCACCAUAGGGCUGAGUAUGAGAUCCAAGUCAUGCAGAAGACCCUGAAGAAACAGGAUAUGUCUCCCAAGGAUAAAAAAGUGAAACUGACAUGUACAGACCGUGCACCAGCAUAUAUGAUGGGACUUUUCAUAAUGCUUUUUAUGAUUGGUGUGACCUUUGCUGUAGUGUUCGGGGUCAUCCUGUACAGAAUCUCCAUCAGGGCUGCCUUACACAUGAGCUCCAAUCCCACGGCUCGCUCCAACAUCCGGGCAACUGUCAAGGGCACCGCUGCUGUCAUCAACCUGGUGAUUAUCAUCAUCAUGGAUGAGGUCUACGGUGCCGUAGCUCGCUGGCUCACUCUUCUUGAGGUGCCCAAGACUGACAAGAGUUUUGAAGAGAGGCUGAUAAUCAAGACCUUUGUUCUGAAGUUUGCCAAUGCAUUCUCCCCCAUCGUCUACCUCGCCUUCUUCAGGGGCAGAAUGGUUGGGCGUCCUGGGGACUAUGUGUAUGUUAUCGGGUCAUACAGGAUGGAGGAGUGUGCCCACGCAGGUUGCCUGAUGGAGCUGUGUAUUCAGCUCUGCAUCACCAUGCUUGGCAAACAGCUCAUCCAGAACAACCUGUUUGAAAUCGGCAUCCCUAAAAUAAAGAAGCUGAUCAGGCGUCGGAAGUCUGACAUGGACUCUCAGCAGCAGGAGGACUAUAACAUGACCCUCGAGCGUCAUGAGAAGGACCACUUCCUGGGUCCCUUUGUGGGCCUCAGCCCAGAGUACAUGGAGAUGAUCAUCCAGUUUGGAAUGGUGACCCUGUUUGUGGCCUCCUUUCCCUUGGCACCACUCUUUGCUCUGCUCAACAACAUCAUCGAGAUCCGUCUGGAUGCUAAGAAGUUUGUCACAGAGGUCAGGAGGCCCAUCGCAGCCAGAGCAAAAGACAUUGGCAUCUGGUAUAAUCUUCUGAGAGGGCUCAGCAAAGUAGCAGUCAUUGUAAAUGCGUUUGUGAUUUCCUUCACGUCAGACUUCAUCCCUCGACUAGUCUACCAGUACAUGUACAGCCCUGAUGGCUCCAUGCACGGCUUUGUCAACCACACUCUGUCCUACUUCAACGUCAGUGACUUCCAGCCUGGCACUGCCCCUGUGCAGCCUAUGCACCUGGGGUAUGAAGUGCAGAUAUGCAGAUACAAAGACUACAGAGAGACACUAUGGUCCAACACCCCCUAUGACCUCUCCAAGGAGUUCUGGGCUAUACUGGCUUGCCGGCUGGCCUUUGUCAUUGUUUUUCAGAAUGUGGUGAUGCUGAUGAGCGACUUUGUUGACUGGCUGAUCCCAGACAUCCCCAAGGACAUCAGUCUGCAGAUCCACAAGGAGAAGAUCCUCAUGGUGGAGCUCUUCAUGAAGGAGGAAGAGGGCAAGAAGCUCCUCCGAGACAACCACACCAACCAAAGUCCUUUUCAGCCCCGCUCUCGCCCUGCCUCGCAUACACCUUCUAAAUUCUAGUGUCCUAGGGGGCGGCUCCAUCUGUCCGUUCAUCUAGUCUGUUCAAAAACCUUCAGCCCCUCUGUCUGGACUUGCACACUUCACACACACACAGCGGCCUACUCAAGAAACGAGGGAGGCAUUUAUUGGCAGGCUUCUGCAUCUGCACCCCUUCUGACUUGUAGCAAGUCAUAGCCCAUCUUUUUGGUGAACCAGGUAUCAGGUAGAAGGCUGAGUGUUUUUUAUAGUACAAUGCAGGAAAACAUGUAGAUCUUUUUUGAAUAUGCAAUUUUGCUAGCUAAUGUUUUUAUUUUGUAACUUUUGCCUUUUUAAGACGCUGAGAUCAGGUAAAGGAGCUUGCCAUUCUGCCUGUUUACCAUGCCAAUUUGCCCUUAUGUCGUUUUUAUGUCCUGUUUGUUAUUAUACUAAUUCAUAACUAUGUUUCCAUCCAAUUGGACAGAUUUUCAUGCAAAUUUUCCCACCAGAGAUGUUUCCAUCAAAUUGACAUGUUGCAGAUAAAAGUAUGUCCAUGAUGACGUAGUACACAUAAAAAUACCGUUUGCAGUUAAAUUCCCACUUACCUAAUAUAAAAAUAGCCUACAAGUUAAAGGUUUCCAUCACAUUUUAAAAUUUACUGAUAGUUUUCUCACAAAAAAAUGUUACGUUAUAUAGCGUUAUAUAGCGAGUGUGCCCAUUCUGGUAUUGGCAAGUGCGCUCUAGCCAAUGUAUCUGUUGGCUAGAGUGCGCAUAUAGCCUACCUGAUGAUGACAUUAUGGACAAAAGAGCGAGAUUAUUUUAAUUUGUCAAAUAGCAGCCAAGCAUCGACGAUCAUAUCACCAGAAUAAGAUCCUCGAUAUUUAUUGGAAAGCAGCAUCAAACUCAUCACCUAUCACUUUCACCACCAUGUGAAGUUCAUCAUAAUGGCUAGAAACUGCUUGCUUUUCCGACGAUUCGUAGUGGCAGGACAACACGUCAUCGCGUCACUCCCAAAUUAACUUCGAUAUGAUGGUUAUUCCACCGAUAUCUCGCAUAAUUAAUUUUACCUACACAAAAAUAACCCACCUUGUCGAUAUUUGCAAAGUUUACUAAACAUUUUACAGUUUCCAUCAGACCUGUCACAUUUUUUACACUGACAUGUACUUUACUAGCAUAAAAAGGUUGGAUGGAAACCUGGUUACAGAAAAUGUACAAUAGCCAUGUUGUGAAUAAAAUUCUAGCAAUGCUCUGUCAAACAUUUAGAAGGGGGCAGUGGCCUACAUUUUUGUUUCAUAAGCACAAAUUAUUUUGGAGUUUUUAUUUUCUGAUUAACAAUGCACAGACAACUAUUUCAAGGAGAGGAAGAAUGUAUUUUGUCAGCUCAUUUUGUAUAUUGUUUGUAAGUAAACUAAACUUUUUAAUGCAUAUCCAAUACACAGUCAAUAUUGAAUCCUAUUAAUAUAGAGUCUACAAAACAUUAGGAACACUGUCCUAAUAUUGAGUCGCACCCUCUUUAUCCCUUAGAACAGCCUCAAUUAAUCAGGGUAUGGAUUCUACAAAGUGUUGAAAGCAUUCCACAGUGUUGCUGGCCCAUGUUGACUCCAAUGCUUCCCACAGUUGUGUCAAAAAGGCUGGAUGUCCUUUGGGUGGUGGACCAUUCUUAAUUCACACAGGAAACUGUUGUGUAAAAAAACAAAAACAGCAGCGUUGCAGUUCUUGACACUCAAACCAGUGCGCCUGGCACUUACUACCAUACCCCGUUCAAAGGCACUUUAAAUCUAUUGUUUUGCUCGUUCACCUUCUGAAUGGCACACAUAAACAAUCCAUGUUUCAAGGAUUAAAAAUGGUUCUUUAACCUGUCUACUCCCAUUCAUCUACACUGAUUUAAGUGGAUUUAACAGGUGACAUCAAUAAGGGAUCAUAGCUUUCACCCAGUUUCACCUGGUUAGUCUGUGGAAAGAGCAGGUGUUCCUAAUGUUUUGUACACUCAAUGUAUAUGAUUUGUAAAACAGGAUCAACUUUCAAAAAAACAAACAUCUUAACACAAGUUAAACAUCAUUAAAAGCCUUUUUAAAACCGCAUGAUCAAAUGAAGCACAAAAACAAACGAAGAAAUAUAUUUUUUAAAUUCUAUCCAUUGUGGUACCAUGUCCCUGUUUUUCUUCUUUGUGACCACUGUUUUUUUAUACAGUAUGAUCUGUAAAUCUGUGUUUAGGAAUGUGACUGCCCCCCCCCCCCCCCCCAGACUGUUGGAAUGAAUUACAUUAUUCACAAUUAUGAUAUUUUAUUUUCAAUGAUCUGUACAAUAUUUAACUGUCUUAAACUUCUGUUUUGUGUGUCUGCGGUAUUGAAAUGUAUCAACAUCGACCUCUUGCAAUAGAAUAUGUUUGGAAGAUUACAUUACGCCUGGAUCCAUACCCAGGUGUUUGAUACUGAUUUAUAUAAGAUGUCUUUCAUUUUGCUUAUAGAAAGAACUCUGACCAUUAACAUAGUCUAAAAUGUAUUUGUUAGGACACUGCAGAAUAUUGCAUUACCUCAUAUUGUCAUUUCUGAUGCAAGGACAUGUUCUUGUUUUUUUUUUUUCAACUACUAAUCGACUUAAUAUGGUUUGUUCAUUGUACGACUUAUAGGCCGACGCUGAAUGGCAGCCGCAAUACCUUGUUUUAGAUUCGAGUGGCAUCUUAUUCCCAACUGAUCCUUAGGUAUUUCCGUCCUUGAUAUUCCUCUUGAUAUAGAUUUAACUGGAGCAGUGGAGAACAUCUUGGUGUAUUAAAUAUUUACCUGAAUUGUACAGCAACAUUACAACUAUAUUUGAUUAGGAUAGUACUACAUUUAUUUCAGUUGUGAUUUAUUUUUUUUGACAGCAGGGCUUAUAUUUACACUAGAGGUCUGUCAGGCUAAAGUUAACAUUUUUGGAUGUUUGAAUUCCAAUAAAAGAAUACAAGUUA